AUGGUAACUACAGCAGUAAAAACGAAGAUUUUGUCAUUGGUGUCAUUCUGGAUCCUUGGCUUGUGCAACAAUUUUGGAUAUGUAGUCAUGUUGAGCAGUGCACAUGACAUAUUAAAAUCGAAAACUUCAGCGCCCGAAAGUAAUACAGUAAGUACCCAGUUAUUUUAUUUUAAAUUCUUAGCGGAACGAGGAAUGUAUUAGUUUUACUAUAAUGAUUAUUAUUUUUUUUUUUCUGCGAACAAGAAACUUUGCUCUAAUUUUCAAGUGUAGCACCUAUUCUGAAAAGAAAUUUGACUGGGGUAGUAUACUUUAGAUAGGUAAGUAAUUUUUUGAUUUUCCCAGGGGUUUUUAUAAUAAAUGGGAAACCGGGAAAAUGUACAAAGUGCAUAAUUUUCAAAUCGUAAAUGUUACCUAUAGCCUUUCAAAACAUGUAUAACCAGAUUCCGCUCAGAAUCGUUUUUCGUUAGCAGCGAUUAAUCUUUGCGUACAGAUAUACAUUAAAUUUCUACUCUACCUUCCCAACUCAUCUACAAUAACAGUGGCCCACCCAUCAUGUGAAUUAUGUCCGUUUAAAACAAAAAAUGUGCUACUAUUGAUGCAACUUAUAUAUAAAUUGAAAAUAAAUUUUGUCGUUGGAAUUUUAAAUUCCUUUCGAUCCGUUGACUUAUAAGUUUGGGUAGUGGAGUGGAGCGUUAUUAUUAAAACGUCGCAUGCUGUGCCAUCAUAUAAAUGAUGCUUUACAAAUCUCCCUUUACCUAAACUUAAAAGCUCGUCAAUGGGUUGAAGGAAAAAAAUCAACACUAAAAUAUACUUUAACUUAUACUACAUCUGUUUCUAGAAUUUUUAAUAUAGAUUGUCAUUUUAAAAUCAAAGUAGGUAGUUGUUUCACCCCCAAAAAUACGGUUUAUAAAAAUAAUGGCAAUGUAACAAUUUAGAGUUGCUUGUUUCUGAAACUGUUAAAAAAAAGUUAAUACUUUCCAAGAUAACGAGUGUACCCACUUAAUAAAUGAAUGAAUAAUAUGAAUAAAUUAAUAAUUAAUGAAUUUCCUUGUACAUACGUGUCAGGGGCGGAUAGGCAUGAUCUGAAUGGCCUGUGAAAAAUAAAAUCUAGCGCACCGCAUGAUCAUAUCCAAAUUUCAACAAAAAAAUUACCUCAACCUUGAGUGCACCAACACCCACCUCUUUUUUUUGUUAAGAAUAGAAUAUAAAUUUAAUAUUAAUCAUUACGGCAUUACUUACAUGAAGUUUCAGAAUUUUAACUUGGUAUAAUAAGGGAGGAGUUUAAAUGAUAAACAAAAUAUUUUCAUUUUCGUUAUUUAUAGUUCAGUAUUUCAUAAAAUAAAUGUAUUAAAGAAGAAUUAUUUCUGAUUUCUGGUACUCAUUCACUAACUAGUGACCUCUUUACACUUAACGUAUAUUUGAGAUGAUUAAUUCUUCUGUUUAUAAGUAUUGAGGGAUCUUAGUAUCUCGAGCACUCUCUCAGUUUCCACCUCUUUAGCUGUUACGCAGGGCCGUAUUUGAACAUUUUGCGCCCCGGGGCAACAAUAUUUCUAAAUUUAUUUAGAUUAUUCAAAAUUCUUUAUAUUUAGAUUAUUUUUUUUGUUACAUAUUAAUAUUAUAUUUCUUAUUAUUCUUACUAGUAAUUAUUAUUAUUAUAUUUUUAUAGACCAUCAGUUUAAACUCUACAGAUGGAUUUGCAAGAGAAUGCAAUCAUUUGUCAACUGGCGUUAUACUUCUGGCUGAUAUCAUACCUGGGCUUUUAAUUAAAUCUAUUUCUCCAUUUUUUGGAUUGUAUGUCCAGUAAGUAUUGAUUAUAUCAUAUUUUGCCUUCGGAAAUUAUACAGAUAUAGUCUUCAAUAUUCGGCAUAGAGAUCUAAUAUAUUAAUCAAAUAUGUAUAGCCGAAGACUAGCGUUGUGUAUUGGACUGACAAUAGCUAGUUUUAUAACUGUAGCAAGAGCAGAGACUGAAAUAGUUGCUGCCAUUGGUGUGGCAUUAACAUCUAUGAGUUCAGGACUUGGGGAAUCAACACUAUUAUCUUAUAUGACCAAUUAUCAAAGGUAAAUAUUAAUUUAUACAAUUUUAAUAUUAGUUAAACUGCAGAAUCUCAAUUAAAUUAAAAAUACAAUUUAUUUUUCAUUUAAACAAACCUUGGUAUUUAUUAUUACCUAUUAUACUUAUUUUAAAUUAGUGCUUUUACUAAUUUGGAUUAAUAUUGUGUGAAGUACUUAAUAAGUAAGUAGAAAUUUGACUCAAAUAUAUUAUUGUUAUGGACAGUAUAGACUAUAUUUUUAUAGCUAUGAAUUUUAAUAAACCAUGUUCUUUAACUUGCAGAAAUAUUUUACUAUCUGUCUUUAAACUAUACCUACUAUACAUAGGUAUUAUAUAAUAUAAUAGUUUGGAAAUAAAAAUAAAACAUUGAAAGUAUGAUUUUAAAUUUAAAAAUUUGCAGAAACAUUAUUGCAUUUUGGGCUUCUGGGACAGGAGCUGCUGGUAUAUUAGGUGCCUUGACUUAUACAAUAUUAACUGGCAUUUUUGAACUAUCUCCAUCUACUACGUUGUACUUUAUGCUUAUUGUACCAAUUCUAAUGGCAGUGUCGUAAGUAUUUUUAUUUUGCCAUUAUUAUUGUAUUUUUUAAAAUAUAUAGCUACCCAGCUUAUAGGAGUAUGAUAUAAAUUAAAUUGAAUGACAAACUACAAAUUUAAAGUAGUACCUAUAAAUAAUAGGUCGGUAAGUAUUAAGUAGGGUAGCAAUGACUUAUUUCAUUUUUAAUACUUGGUAUUCUAGUUAUUUGUUAUUAUAACUUACAUGCUAAAAUUAUUUUUUCUAAAUGUGGUCUAUGUGAUUUACAAAAUUAAAAUAUUACACCACAGAAAUUUUCAACACUAAAACACAGAUAUGUACAAUAAACAUUGUUAAAAUAUUAUCUACACCACAGAAAUUAUAAAUAAGAUUGUACAAAAAAUGAUAAUUUUGAAUUUCAACCUCAUAAUAUGAUAUGUUUAUAAAGGACAAGUGUUUUUGGAUAUUAUUUUAAACAUUGUGAAAUACACCUUAUUAAUUUACUAAUCUGUCAAAAAUGUCUUUUAGUCAUAAAAACAAAAACAAAAAUUAUAAUCUAAAUUUUCUAUUAUUAAAAUGUAAAACUGUUGUUAUUUCAUAAAAUUUCUUUUUUAUAAUAUUUUUAGAUUCUGGUUAUUACUAGAACACCCAUGUGAAGAUACAACUCAAGUAGUAUCUCAGAGUUUACCUGAAGAUUCUAAUAUGGAGAUUGAAAGUUUUUCUGUCAAAUUAUCAUACAUACCUUCAUUGUUCAAAUAUAUGAUUCCUAUAGGACUUGUUUUUUUUUUUGAAUAUUUGAUUAACCAAGGUUUAGUAAGUAUACUAGCUGUUAAAUAACUUGUUUAGCCAGUGCCACCCAUUUCAAUUUUUUUCUUUCACCAAUAUUUUCCUCAAAAAACACAUAAUGUGUGGGCAGAACAGGGUUUCACCAGCCCCUUAACGCAAACAUAAAGAACAUUUCAUUUUUUUGCAAGUAUUUAGUAUUGUAAUUGUGUGUUAAACAAAAAAUUGACUGAAAGAAAUAUAUAAUUUCUUUUGUUUCUGUAGAGAGGGAUUGGUGUAACCCAUCUACACCUACACAUUAUGUGUUUUUCUGGGAUGACUAAGGUUGAGCAUAUUCUAAUUUUAGUAGUAUAAAUUUAUAUCAGUGAAAAAAAAUUUUAAGCAAGUGUAGUACAACAAACAGUAAUUUGAUUGAAAGCAAUAUGUCUCUUAAUAAUAACUAUUUUUUUUUUGUUAUGUAGUUUGAAUUAGUUUAUUUUGAAAAUAUAUGGUUAACUCACGCGGAACAAUAUAGAUGGUACCAAGUUUUAUACCAGCUUGGCGUUUUUGUUUCAAGAACUUCAGUGAAUCUAUUUCUGAUUGAAAAAAUUUGGAUAUUGGCAAUGUUACAAGUAUGGAUUAUAUUUUAUUAAGAGUAAAAAUUAUAAACAGGAUCAACUUAAAAUAAUUUAAUUUUAGACUUUUUUAGACUUACAAUCUGGGUUUGAGGACCAAACAAUAAAAAAUUAAAAUUUGUAUAUGUUCAAUUUAUGUUUUCUACUAGAAAUAUUGCUCCAAUAUAUGACAAGAGAUGCUUUUUGUUGAAUUUUUAAUCUAGUUGGUGACUAAGAAAGUCGGUUUUUGUUUUUCUUUGUAGUUUUUUCCUAAUUGAGCUAAACCGAAAAAAAAGUAGACAUAGCAGAAAAUAAUGUUGAUUUUAAAUUUUACUCUAUCAUUGUUAUUCAGGUUUAAAUAUUAGUAGAGAGGUAAAGUAUACUUAUUUUGUAGUCAUGGUAAAAUUUUCAAAACAUUUGAGUUAUUUUUGAGCUAUUUAUAGACAUUUUAAUUUUGCAAGAUUUGUACGUAAUAUUUAUUUGAUAGGUAGUAGGUACUCUGCAGAUAAAUUGUUAAACUUAACAGAAAUUCUAGAAAAUUUGUUGGGAAGUUCAAUAUAAAUCGUACUUUGUGGUCAAAAAAAAAUUUAGUUUAAUAGAGUACUUUUUUUACAAGUAUUAAAAUAAAUUCUGACAAAAAUUGUAAAUAUUAUAACCUUUCAAAACAAGUGUAACCUCCAAAUUGUUUUUCAUUAUCAAUAGUUUAUCAUUGUUUAUAGGUGUUAAUUAAAUAACCUUAUGUAUCCCACCCUCCCCAUUAUUGACCUACUGUAGUGGUGGCUGCACCUGUCCCUAGUAUCAGCUCUUUUUUUAACUUGCAAGUUGCAACUAUUCAUUUCUAUGCAUUUUUAGUAUAUUUUUAAUUUGGAUUAAUAUUUUUAAUGGACUUUUUAAAAUAUAAAAUUCAAUAAUAUAAUAAUAUUUUUUUUUUUUUUCAGGGAUUCAAUGUUGUUUUCUUUUUAGCAGAAACAUUGUAUUCUUUUACACCAAAUAUUUUUAUAAUAUUUAUAAUGAUUGCAUACGAAGGUUUAUUAGGGGGAUCAGCAUAUUCAAACACAUAUUAUUCAAUUAUGAAAAAUGUAAUUACCUUAUUAUUUCUUACUACAUACUUAAAUAUAAUAUAUGUGUGACUUAUGUGCAGACUGAUUCACAAAGAUCUAAUAAAUGUAAUAAUUUUUGUUCUAUUAAAUUUCAAAAGUUCUUUUUACUUUUGUAAUAAUGACUAGUGCUAUGAUUAUUAAAUCUUUUUUUUUUUUAAAAAAAACUAAAAAUUAAAAUUCUGUAAACAUUUUUUUUUUAGAAAAACUAAGAUUUUUUUGCUAUUUUAUUAAUUUAUUUUGAAUUAUUAACAAAUGUUUACCAAUGAAGUUUUUUUAAUUGAUACUACUAAAUAAUAAUUAAAUUCAUUAAAUAUAAUUAAUAGCUAAUAACUAAAAUAAUAAUUCAAUGUUCUUGUAACCAAUACAAAAACAAUUUAAAUAUAUUGAACAUUAGUUAUUGUAUUUGUAAAUUGAUUAGAUCUCCAUGAAUCACUUAAUAUAGGUAUGAACAAAAAUUCAAUUAACUACAUUUUCUUUGUUUGUAGGUACCGAAAGAGAAACAAGAAUUCUCCAUGGCUAUGACAGCAUUUUCUGAUGCUACAGGAAUUGCAUUAUCUGGAUUUUUAGCUAUUCCAUUGCAUAAUCAAAUUUGUCAUUUACCAAAAUGA
This is a messenger RNA of Cinara cedri, 5645 nucleotides long. The record is from the annotation of a GenBank genome assembly. Lineage: Eukaryota; Metazoa; Arthropoda; Insecta; Hemiptera; Aphididae.